Molecule: messenger RNA, 1040 nt
Organism: Toxotes jaculatrix (banded archerfish)
Lineage: Eukaryota; Metazoa; Chordata; Actinopteri; Toxotidae
Gene: tcima
Product: transcriptional and immune response regulator a
Exons: 1
Coding region: 153-455 (100 amino acids)
Biological process (GO): endothelial cell activation involved in immune response; negative regulation of Notch signaling pathway
Cellular component (GO): cytosol; nucleus
Molecular function (GO): Notch binding
Source: RefSeq, a predicted model, not a curated record
GCUCUCCGUUACUCACUCACUCACUCGUACGCUCAACCCAAGCGCCGCUCCGGCGAAAGAGUGCGCACCUAUCAACUCAUCCUCGCCGAGUUGGAGGGCCACCCUUGGAGAUCACAAACGCAAGCGAUCCGCUGGAGAAACAAAGAGACAAAAUGUCGACCUACGUGUCCUCUGAAUGCCGCCGGGUCAGCCCCUCUGUCCACGGCAACAAGUUCGACACGGCGCACCGCAAGAAGGCCGUGGCCAACAUUUUCGAGAACGUCAACCAGGACGCGCUGAUGAGGCUCUUCCAGAAAACUGGCGACAUGAAGGCGGAGGAGAGAGUGAGGAGCAUCUUCUCCUACACCCAGGACCCCGAGGAGACGGCUCGGGCCCUGAUGGCUCUGAAGCAGCGAAAGAAGGACAAAUUCCUCCAGAUCGCGGGGAUGGUCCGACAGCUGCUCAACCUGCGAUGACUGCGUUUUACCAGUCUUUAACAGCCUCAGUCUCUCUGUCGGCUCAUGUGUGAGCCGAAUGUGAAAACGCUCCCAGUACUGGGUUGCAGCCGCAGGUGCGGCUCACCUGUCGCCUGGAAAGGCGCGUCAGGUGCGGAAAGUGUGCAGCCAGCCGCCCGGAGGGCAUCACGCAGCGGUCGUGGCCUCAUGGACGGAGGUGACAGCGGAGAGCCCUGCCUGGAGCGGAUGGAGCAAGAUAAACUGACUGGGAAUAUGAAGGGCUUUCGCGUCUUCUUUGAGACUUGAAUUCAUGAAUGCAUUCCCGUGGAUGCGAGACUGUGAAACAGCCCCUUGUACAGUUACACAUCACUGCGUUGAUGAUGGUGCACAGCUGCAAUAUCAGACUUUCUAGUGCCCAAGAACCUGCCUACAUGAAUGCCUGUCCUGAACAUAUGCCUUGUCUCUCAGCUACACUGUGUUAUAUGAACAGUACUCAUUAGUGGCCACUAAUGUGUUAUUGUCACAAAAAUGUUAUAGCACUGUGAUUUGCAUUUAUUAUGUUCCUUUAUUUGUCAUUUUUAAUAAAUUAUUGUAUACAAAAGUUGA